AUGGGGGACACGAUAGCUAACAACUCUGAGCUACUGUCCAUGUCUAGGAGAAGCACUAAGCGUACGAAGAAUGGAGACAAAAUACUGACGGAAGUAAGGAUGCUAGAAGUUCUGAAGGAGUAUCAAGCUGGAUCUCCAGGGAUUGAAAAACAGAGAUCGUUUGCAGAUGUAAUGGGGGUGGAGAAUGGUGUUUCUGGUGAUGCCAUACCCUGGUUACUUGAGGAAGAAGAGCUAGAUCUGGAUCCUCUUGACCUAGGAUUGGGAGAGAUCACGGAAUGGGGAUUUCAAACAGUUGUAAGGGAGGACGGAUCCUUGGAAAUAAGGAGCAACAAGGAAGCUCGAGCAAGGAUGCGUCAACGAUGGAAGAAUGCCCUGAUUGUUAAGCUUUUGGGGAAGAAGAUUGGGGUCAGAUUCAUGAAAAAAAGGCUCGAGUCGUUGUGGGCUAAGGCUGGAAGCAUAACAGUGGCGGACCUGGGGAAUGAGUUUUUUUCAGUGAGGUUCAGCAACUUGGAAGACUUAAACCUAGCCAUUACGGGUGGUCCUUGGGUUAUUCUUGGCCAUUACCUUGCAACUAGGAAAUGUGAGCCUUGUUUCGAUCCGGAGAAAGCCAAUAUUCACAAGGUAGUCGCAUGGAUCUGCUUACCAGGUAUACCACAAGAAUAUUGUGAAUUUCCGUUUCUUAAUCAUCUGGGAACAGAGAUAGGAAAAGUUCUAAAAGUGGACAAAACCACUUCUACUGGGGACAGAGCUCGAUUUGCUCGGGUAUGCAUAGAAAUUGAUCUUUCAAAGCCAUUGAGAGGAGAGUAUAUCCUGGAUGGCUGCCGAAAAAGAGUUGAAUAUGAGGGGCUUUUUUUAAUAUGUCUCAAAUGUGGAAGAUAUGGCCAUAAUUUGGACUCUUGUCCGGAUUUUGUUAAGCCAGCUACGGUACCCAGAGCUGAUGGGGUGCAGGUUCAACCAGUGGUGAAGGCUGGAUCUCAAGGGGUAUGUGAGUGGAUGGUGGUUCAAAGAAGAAGGAAAGGUCCCCAGAAUGGCUAG
Molecule: messenger RNA, 1035 nt
Organism: Gastrolobium bilobum
Lineage: Eukaryota; Viridiplantae; Streptophyta; Magnoliopsida; Fabales; Fabaceae
Exons: 1
Coding region: 1-1035 (344 amino acids)
Molecular function (GO): nucleic acid binding; zinc ion binding
Source: RefSeq, a predicted model, not a curated record